This is a messenger RNA of Lactuca virosa, 1338 nucleotides long. The record is from the annotation of a GenBank genome assembly. NCBI's taxonomy places the organism in Eukaryota, Viridiplantae, Streptophyta, Magnoliopsida, Asterales, Asteraceae.
AGGUUACAGUUACAGAAAGGGCUGGACAUGCUUUCGAGGCUAUGGCUUCUAUGUCAGACAAGGAGCUUAAUACAUAUGAUGGAAUCGUAGCUGUUGGUGGUGAUGGAUUUUUCAAUGAGAUUCUGAAUGGUAUUCUGUUGUCAAGACAUAAAGCUCCAUAUCCACCUUCCCCUCCAGAUGAUGAAUCAGAAAGUGAUGUAUUACCUCAUGAUCCAACGGCCACGAUUACAGAGCCUUCGGUUUCUAGGGAAGAUGAGUCUCCACUUCUCUCCAGUUCGCCACUCGGUGGAUCACAACCCGUGAAGAGUAUAAAUGAAGAUUCUGAAAUGUCUUUCCCAAAUGAGAGAUUUCGAUUUGGGCUUAUUCCUUCCGGUUCUACCGAUGCUAUUGUAAUAUGCACAACUGGAGUUCGGGAUCCGAUGACAUCAGCACUACAAAUAAUCUUGGGUAAACGGUUAUGUCUUGAUAUAGCUCAAGUAGUCAGAUGGGAAAAAUCACAAUCCGGAAAAGAUCCUCGUGUACGCUAUGCAGCUUCUUUUGCAGGUUAUGGAUUUUAUGGAGAUGUAAUUACAGAAAGCGAAAAAUAUCGCUGGAUGGGUCCAAAGCGAUAUGAUUAUGCAGGAACAAAAGUCUUCCUUAGGCACAGGUCAUAUGAGGCGAAAGUAGCAUAUAUGAAAGUAGAAGCAGAAAAAACAAAUGCGGGUGCGAAUGCAAGAAGGGUAAAGGCUUUUUGGGGUUUAUCUAAGGAGUCUGAAAGAGUGCCGUGUCGUGCCAAAUGUGACAUUUGUAAUACACCUGUCACCCCACAAAUGGAAACACGGGACCCACAAAAAGAAUCGAAUUGGGUGAGAGUUAAAGGAAGGUUUCUUAGCAUUGGGGCUGCUGUAAUCUCUUGCAGAAAUGAAAAAGCACCCGAUGGGUUGGUGGCUGAUGCACACCUUGCAGACGGUUUCCUGCAUCUUAUUUUGAUCAAAGAUUGUCCUCGUGCUUUCUAUUUAUGGCAUCUCACGCAGCUAGCAAGGAAAGGUGGAACACCACUGAAUUUUGAUUUUGUUGAACACCAUAAAACUACGACUUUCACAUUUACUUCUUCUGGGGAGGAGAGUGUGUGGAAUGUGGAUGGUGAGAUACUUCACGCACAAAAACUCUCUGCGCAAGUCUUUCGUGGUCUUAUUAGUUUGUUUGCUUCGGGCCCUGAAACAUAGGUUGAUCAGAUAGGAAAUGAUGGUUUUGCCCCUGAUUUAUCUAUACCCAUGUAUUUAUUUGUAAAUUCUUAUUAAAUGUAUAUACAUAGACUUUUUUUUUCACAAAAUUGUAGACAUUAUGAACAAUAGCGUG